Messenger RNA from Owenia fusiformis, 559 nucleotides. NCBI's taxonomy places the organism in Eukaryota, Metazoa, Annelida, Polychaeta, Sabellida, Oweniidae. The record is from the annotation of a GenBank genome assembly.
AUGGUUUGGAAUCUCGUCGCCUUCUACCAUUGUAUAACUGAUAACAUACCAUUUCCUGAAUUUACAUAUACUUAUGAAUUUAACUCAGUAUCCAGAGUUGGGAGCAUAACUGUAACAACAGUAGACGCCCCGGUGAGUACCAGGGUCAGGUGGACAAAUACUACAGAUCUUGUGGCACCAAGACGUGACUUCAGACAAAGGAUACUAAAUGGUUCAUCAGUAAUAGACAAUCCCGCUACGUGGUAUGAAGACAUUGCUUUAGAUCUGGGUGAAGGUGUUCUGUUAGCAAGAUAUCCUUAUCCACCACCAGGGGCUGGUUAUAUGGCCUUCUAUAUCGAGUUAGAGUAUCUGACGCAGAACCUCGAGACAAUCAUCUUAACUACAGAGGCCAUUACUAUUCCCCCAACAUUUCCAUAUCCCGGCUGCCAGUUCGAGGAAUGUACUGGUACAUUGGUAUAGUUGGCAUAGCCUGUAUAACAUGGAAUAUACGUCUUCUCUUUCGUUAUUUGGAAUAAAUGAGUUGUAUUAAUUGCCGGAGAUAAAAGCAAAUGGAAACACA